Messenger RNA from Charadrius vociferus (killdeer), 3270 nucleotides. RefSeq names its product RNA binding motif protein 44 (gene RBM44). The record is from RefSeq and is a predicted model, not a curated record. Bases 1 to 3270 code for a protein of 1089 amino acids. Lineage: Eukaryota; Metazoa; Chordata; Aves; Charadriiformes; Charadriidae. The transcript is spliced from 16 exons. Gene Ontology annotation, molecular function: RNA binding.
AUGCGGCAAAAAGGAGGCGACUUAUGGGAUUCUGAUGAUUCAGGCAAGGAAUGUUUCGGUGGUGAGAAACUGAUAGGAAGAGACAAGCUGAUGACUUUGAGAGGUUGCAGUGAAAGUGAGUUGCGAAUUACUUCAGAGGAGGAGGACCUAAGUGUUUGUACCAUGGAAUUUGAAAAGAACAGUGAUGUUAAAAGCAAAAGAUGCUUCAAUCAUACCUCACAUCUUUUUUCUUCUGAAGAAGCAGCUGAGCACACACUUGUCAGAGACAUUGCAGCAAGAGCUAAUCACUCUGGUUUCGGCCAGGCACGUUGUGUCAAUGUUUCAGAAUUAAAGUUGUCAGAGGAAAGCUUACCUUAUUUAAAUUCAUCUUUAGAUGCAGAUAUUGAAAUGUAUAAUAAAAAGAGAACAAGAAUUCGCUGUGCAUGGGUAGAUGAAAGCAAGAAAGAAGCUGAUAUGUUGGGAAGGGCAUGUGACAAUACGCACUCUAAUUGUGGGGUGUGUGAUGAUUGCAGACAAAGCCAUUUAGGUGAAGAUUCACAGCUGGAGUAUCUCAGUGCUCAUGAGCAAAAUUUUGAUAAUAGGAAUAGCUCAAGUGAGCUUUCAGAGCAAAGGGAAACUAUACAAAUCAAAACCUUAAAGCUGAUGGAUCCAGUUCAUGAAGUUCCAGGGGGUGGAGUCGCAAAGGAACAAAAUCUCGUUGAUGUGUCAGAAUGUUGUUCUCCUGCUUUUGAGUACGGGGUAGGUGACCAAACCUGCUCAGAAGCAGCUAUGCCAGAGCUUCCCCACCUGCUUCAGGACUCUCUGUCUCUGCCAGAUUGCAAUGGUAUGACUUGUGAUCAUCAGGAAGAGCAAACAGAGUAUCAUAGUGUUGUCUGUGGAAGUAUACACGAAAGUCAUUCUUGUGGGAGUAAAGAAAGGGUCUGUCCAAAUCUGCUUGUAUGUGACAGUUUAGAAGAUGGAGAGGUAAAAAACGUCCAACUGAUUGACAGCAUGCUGCCACCUGAAACAGCUGCAAGUGAAGAAGUAUCUGAAAAGAAUGGUGGACACAUUCAUAGCAUCUCAGUGAAGCAAGACAAUCCUUUACUGUCGCAAAGGGAAAGGGCCCCUGCAAAAGCCAUGCAGUUUUGCAAACGUGCAGGGGACUCCAGUUUCUACAGUUGUGAAGAAUCUGGUGUGCAUGCGCAUGGUGCCAGCUGCACUGACUGCGCUGCAAAGGAUGCUGAAACCCAAUUUCCAUUCUCUGAAAUUCUCACUAGCAAGAGUCCCUUUUUGGGGGUGGAAGUUGCAGAUAAAUCCUCCCAUGGAAAUACCAGCCGUCUGAACUCAGAGUUGGAGCAUCAUGAAACCUUUAAAAACGUUGCCUGUGACUCUAUGGUUAACCAGGCUGUUGAUGCAAGUUCUGAUUUUAGAGCUUGCUUUACAACAAGCAGAAGCACCAGUGCUCAAGUUUGCAUCUCGUCCAGGGCUGUUAAUACAGAGAUAACAAUGAUGAACAAAUCUCGACCCAUGGGAUGGUGCCGUGAAACCUGUGCGGACGUUGAUUGCAAUACAGACUGGUCAUAUGGAGUUGGUAGUACAGAGGAAGUUCAGUCACAGCUUACUGAUGCACCGGAAGAACACUCAGAUGGCAAUACUGCAACAGCUGAAAGAAGUUCAAAAAUUCAGGAACAGCAGAAAUCAAAGAAUGAGAUUUGUAGCAGCAAUUUAAAGAUAAGCACUGACAGGCAGGUACACCUUGACAAACAAGCUUUGGAGAAUUCUGCAUCAAGCUACUGUCGAAAAAUACUGCAGAGAGCGAUUGAAGCAGAGUUGCAGAUUCUUAACGCUCAUUAUCAGAUGUGCUAUCAGCACUGCUUGAAGAUUUACAAACUGGCUUUGGAGGAAAACACAUGUUUUAGCAGAUGUAAUAGAAAUACUGAAUUAGGUUCAUCUCUCACGUUGGUUUUGGAAGAGCUAAAAAAGAAUUACAACAGUAUGAGAAUGAAAAUAAAAAUGGGUGUACCUUUAAAUGCGCUUCCACCGUUAUCAGUUGAGAUGAAGUUGUUCCCAAUCACCUCUUCUUACGUCCCGUGCAAGUUGUUCAGAGAGGACCUUUGCUAUAAUUCUGUUUCAGGCACAAGAAAAGCUGACUCUGAAGCACCAAAACUACAAGAAAGGAAAAUUUCUGUCAACAUGGACAAUCCACAGACUGUAUGUUUAACUGAUGGCGGUCAGCCAAGUGACUCUACUUCCUCCAAGACAUUUGAAGAACAACAUAAAGAUCAGGAUGUGGAACAUGGCUGUGUGAAAAAUGAAGAAGGGAAUGAAUAUUGGUUUGAUGCUAAAGAGGACUUGAUGGUAGCAGAUUUUUCAGUAAUAUCUGGAGAAACGAAAAAUCAACAAGUAAAACAAGACACGGUUGAUUUAAGAGAAGCGAAGAUAAUGGAGAAUGGAAAUGAGUGUUCUUUUAUUCGUGUUGGUGGCCUAAGUUCCUCAGUGUCAGAGGGCGACUUAAGAUCGCAUUUCCAGAAGUAUCAGAUUUCUGACAUUCUUACCUGUGCGGAUUCCGGUAGCCACAGAUAUGCUUUUCUUCGCUUUAAAGAGACUAAUAAAGCAAAGUUAGCUGUAGAGGAAAUGAACCAGAAAAAAAUAAAAGGAAAAACAAUCAGUGUUGAACUUUUAAAUAAUUCAUCGGAGAACAAAUCUCUAGUUUCCCAAAUACUUACAAAUAAGGUUUGGCACGAAAUCCAACCUGUUGGUAACAGUCAAAGAAAUGAUGAAGAUAAAACGCUUGCUUCAGCCUCUAAUCCUGUGAAAGCACCUGAUGCCACCUCUGCUUCUGAGAAAAUGAAUCUCCUUCCCAUAACUUCUUCAAAAACUUCUUGCUCUACACAAGCACCUUCAGAAACAAAGUGCCCUGGUCUGAAAUCAUCUACUGAAGAUUCAAUACAUGUUUUGCUUCGAGUUAAUCAAGAGGGUGCUAGAGAAAAUUUCCUACACAAAACAUCAGCUCCUUUCUCCACUAAUUCAUAUGAUGCCUUUAUUUCUCCUAAUACAUUGAACUUGAGCAGCUUUACCAAAUUAAUGAAGAAACUUCAAGAAAUUCAUCCAGAGGCUAGCAGAGAUAGAAUUGUGGAUGCUUUGCUAGAGGUGAGGAAAAAUAACAAAGGUAUCCUAAGUGGCUUGUCCAUCAAUUCAAUUGUGCAAAGGACCUCUGUAAUUUUAAGGAAAUCGACCCCCAGUUUGGAGAACGCCAUCAUCACACAUAUUCUGGACGAAGGUGACACCUAA